Triplophysa rosa is the source of this 1276-nucleotide messenger RNA. It is a transcript of the gene rpf2, whose product is annotated as ribosome production factor 2 homolog. Gene Ontology annotation, biological process: maturation of LSU-rRNA from tricistronic rRNA transcript (SSU-rRNA, 5.8S rRNA, LSU-rRNA); ribosomal large subunit assembly. Gene Ontology annotation, molecular function: rRNA binding. NCBI's taxonomy places the organism in Eukaryota, Metazoa, Chordata, Actinopteri, Cypriniformes, Nemacheilidae. Bases 83 to 1000 code for a protein of 305 amino acids. The transcript has 10 exons. Gene Ontology annotation, cellular component: nucleolus. The record is from RefSeq and is a predicted model, not a curated record.
CGGAAGUUAUUUUAUUUUGAACUCUGGCUUCACUCUGCUGCUUUCACGUGUUUCCAUCAACGAGGAACAGCGGGAUAAAACCAUGACACAGUCAGACGGGAUCGUGAGGCCGAAAACGAAGCGCUCUAAACGCUUUCUUGAGAGCCGAGCACCCAAACUGAUAGAAAACGUUAAAAAUGGCAUGAUCAUUAAAGGAGGCAACACCAGCGAGACUGUCACUCAAGCCUUGAAGGAUGUGUAUGCUCUAAAGAAACCAGGUGCUGUGUUGUACAAAAAGAAAAACAUAGUAAGGCCAUUUGAAGACUCAACGGCGCUGGAAUUCUUCUCCAAGAAAUCCGAUUGUUCCUUGUUUCUGUUUGGCUCACACAACAAGAAGAGACCACACAAUCUCAUAUUUGGUCGCAUGUUUGAUUUCCAUGUGCUGGACAUGUUUGAGCUCGGCAUUGAGAAGUUUGUUUCUCUUAAAGACGUGAAGAAGGACAAGUGUCCCGAGGGCACCAAACCAAUGUUGGUGUUUGCUGGCGAACUGUUUGACACAGAUAAUGAACAUAAACGAUUAAGGAACGUUCUGACAGAUUUCUUCUGUGGUCCCAGAGUAAACGCUGUACGGCUGGCAGGACUGGAGCACGUGCUUCACUUCACCGCGCUGGACGACAAGAUUUACAUGCGCAGCUACAAAGUAUUGCUGAAGAAAUCUGGCUGUCGGACCCCCAGGAUUGAACUGGAGGAGAUCGGACCUUCCUUUGAUUUUGUCAUGAGGAGAAGUCACAUGGCCUCAGAUGACCUGUUCAGAUCUGCACACAGACGGCCCAAAGGCGUGAAGCCUAAGAAAAAGAAGAACAUAUCCCAUGAUGCCUUUGGCACCAGAUUGGGCCGUAUACACAUGCAGAAGCAGAAUCUGGACAAACUGCAGACACGUAAGAUGAAGGGCCUGAAGAAAAGGAAAGGAGAGAUCACGGCAGAUGUCACGUCACCCAAACUCCCCAGAACCGAUGAAUGACAUCACUGUGGUGUUUGAAUUAAACCCACACUGUUGCAUUGUGGGACUGUGUGUGUUUGAAGCUUACAAAUCCCAAACAGGCUUAGAAGCAAAACAGAAAAUUCAGUUGACGUAUGGAUGGCGGUUCUACUCUGACUUUAUCAUGGACUGAUAUUUACAGGGAGAACGAUUUCUUACACUCGAACAGAUUUACAUUUAUUACUGACUAACGCUUGAGUAUCACAUAUAUCGAGAUAUAAGUGUCAUUGUAAUAAAACGAUUUUUUCAAAACUAAUG